GCCGGCAAGUGAUGACGAGAGGGAGAGGGAGAGAGAGAGAGAGAGAAGGGCAGAGGGGUAUAGAAGGAUACAGAGAGAUAAUCAGGGCAAGGAGACAGAGGAACAGAGAGAGGGUCGGACGGAGGGACGGAGGGAGUGAGUGCUCCUCUGCGGGAUCAGUGUCGGCACAUCCCUCUCUCUCUCUCUCUCUGGGCUCUCUCUCUUCUGGGUGUCCGUUUACCGGCGGAUCCAAUAUGUUCUCCGUCCACAUCUCCAAUACCCUCUGCCCCUGAACUGAGCUAAGAGGCUGCACUGCUGGAAUUGAAACAGUGUGUGGACAUUAUGGACAAGUUCCUGAGAGAGGGUUCCUCUUUAUGGCUUCGAGUGAGAGACCAGCUGCUCCCAAGCAGUGUCAGCUGUACCUCCAAUGGGAUCAUCCUACUCACAACUGAAUACGGAGAGGUUUUUUCAUUUGAACUGGCUGAACUUUCUGGAGAGGUUGUUAUCCCAAUGCAUCAGACCAGUGUUGACGGAGUGGACGACAUGUCAAGUCUCAUGGAUCUCCAUGAAGCUGCUAUUCUGUACAACCUCUUUCUCCGAUACAAACAGGAUAAGAUCUAUACUAACAUAGGCUCCAUCCUGACUGCAGUGAAUCCCUACAAAUGCAUCGAGGGCCUGUACAGUGCCAACACAGUGGAGUUAUACAGCAAACACCAGCUCGGAGAACUACCUCCGCACAUCUUUGCAAUCGCCAAUGAGUGUUACCACUGCCUGUGGAAACGCCAGGAUAGUCAAUGCAUUCUCAUCAGUGGUGAAAGUGGAGCUGGUAAGACGGAAAGUACAAAGUUACUGCUUCAGUUUCUGUCUGUAACAAGCCAGAGAUCGCUGGGAGGCUCAUCUCAAGAGAGGAGCACGCAUGUGGAACAAGCCAUCCUGGGGAGCAGCCCGGUCAUGGAAGCCUUUGGAAAUGCCAGGACUGUUUACAACAACAACUCCAGCCGAUUUGGGAAAUUCAUCCAGCUUCACUUUUCUCAGAAUGGAAACAUUCAGGGAGGUGCCAUUGUUGACUAUUUACUGGAAAAGAACCGAGUGGUCAGACAGAAUCCAGCUGAAAGGAAUUACCAUAUUUUCUACGCUCUGCUGGCUGGAACCGACUCACAGCAGAAAGAGGCCUUGUACCUGUCAGACCUGGAAUCCUAUCAUUACCUGAGGAAGUCCGGUUGUGUGAACAACAAAAAUCUGGACGACAAACUGAUGUUUGAGAAAGUCAUGGCUGCUUUCUCGGUCAUGGAGUUUGACAGUGAGGAGAUCCAUGAUAUUUUCAAGUUGCUGUCUGGAGUUUUACAGCUUGGAAAUAUUGAGUUCAUCACGGCCGGAGGUGCCCAGAUAACAACCAAAGAAGUGCUCAGCAAUGUCAGUGAUUUGUUGGGUUUGGAUUCUUUCCAACUGGCGGAGUUGCUGACCCAGAGAUCGAUUAUUCUGCGAGGAGAGGAGAUCAGCACCCCCCUCACCAUAGAGCAAGCUGCUGACUCCCGGGAUUCCAUGGCCAUGGCACUCUAUUCCCAGUGCUUUUCCUGGAUCAUUAGGAAAAUUAACACAAAGAUCAAAGGAAAGGAGAGUUUCAAAUCCAUCGCCAUCCUUGACAUCUUUGGUUUUGAAAACUUUGAGAUUAAUCGGUUUGAACAAUUCAAUAUUAACUAUGCCAAUGAGAAACUGCAGGAAUAUUUCAACAAACACAUCUUCUCCUUGGAGCAGCUGGAGUAUAACAGAGAAGGAAUGAGUUGGGAAGCAAUUGAUUGGAUGGAUAAUGCCGAGUGUUUAGACCUGAUUGAAAAGAAGCUGGGCGUCCUUGCUCUGAUCAAUGAAGAGAGUCGGUUUCCAAAAGGCACUGACUGCACACUGCUUGAGAAGUUACACACUCAGCACCAGUGUAACUCAUUCUAUGUGAAACCACGGGUAACUGAUGACCAGUUUGGGAUAAGACAUUAUGCUGGUGAGGUCAUGUACGAUGUUCACGGGUUCCUGGAGAAGAACAGGGACACUUUUCGAGAUGACAUUCUAAACCUCCUGAAGGAUAGCCGGCUGGAUUUUAUAUACGAUUUGUUUGAGCGAGUUUACAGUCGUAAUAAUGGUGAUGACACAAUGAAGAUGGGAACACAGCGGCGCAAACCAACUGUUAGCUCCCAGUUCCGGGACUCUCUGCACUCACUCAUGGCAACCCUCAGCUCUUCAAAUCCCUUUUUCAUUCGCUGCAUCAAACCCAACAAUCAAAAGAGGCCGGAACUGUUUGAUGAGGGAUUUGUUCGGAACCAGCUACGUUAUUCUGGGAUGCUUGAAAUGGUGAAAAUUCGACGUGCAGGAUUCCCGGUCCGACGACCUUUCCAGGAAUUUUAUCUGAGGUACAAGAUGCUCCUGAAAAAUCCUAAGAUCCCGGAGGAUGGGAAGGAGCGCUGCACAAUGCUGCUAAAACUCUAUGAUGGGACCAAUUCUCACUGGCGUAUGGGAAAGUCCAAGGUUUUUUUGAAGGAAGCUUUGGAACAGAAACUGGAGAAGGUUCGAGGAGAGGAGUUGCGGAGAGCAGCCAUGGUGGUACGGGCUCAUAUCAUGGGCUAUCAGGCAAGGAGACACUACCGCAAGGUGCUGGCGAGCUUACUGAUCAUUCAGAAGAAUUACCGAGCUCACUUCUGGAGAAAAGUCUUCUUACGUUUGCGCUCGGCAGCAAUUGUUUUCCAGAAACAUCGCAGAGGGCAGCUCGCACGCCGUGUGUUCCUGCAGCUGAAAGCAAAAAAGCAGCUGUUAGAGGAGCAACAGCAAGAGCAGGAAGAACAGAGAAGGAGAGAUGAGGAGAACAGACUGGACUGGCAAGAGGAGAACCAAGGGCAGCUGGCCGACGAGGAGAACCCGCAGCAAGUGGAUGGAGUAAGAUGUCAUGAAAGGCAGGAAGUACCAUUAUCACCCAACCAGCUGAAUGAAGGGAUUGUGUUGGUGGAGGAGGAGAAUGAUGUCGAGGCGCUGUCGGAUUUGGCACAGGCAGAAAGGAAACAGAUUCAGGAGAUAGUGCGUCUCGAGCAUGAAAUCCAACGGUUACAGAAUGGGAGGGGAUUGAGCUGUGGGAGUCCCAUCUGUGCUCUAUCCCUGAGGGAGAUGGAGAGUCAACGUAAGGAGGAGAUAAGACGCUUAGAGAAGGAAGCCUCCAGGGUGGCACAGGAAUUCUUGGAGCUGCUGAACUUCGGAGGGUUGGACGAGAGUGGCCGGAGUCUAUCCAGUAGGGACAAUCUCCACAGCAAUAGCUCCUCUGGGCAGCAUCCUAAGCAAGACCUGGACAAGGAAUUUCAAACUGCUGAGGAGAUGUCAACAGUGACCUGUACAGAUCAGCCUGAUGGGUCAGUGAGUGAAGUGCAGGACAAUGUGUACAUGAACCUACCUUUAUCCAGUGAAACACCAGAGGAGAGAGAUACUUCCCAGGAUGGGGGAAGCAGGAAACAGGGUCUGGAGUGGGAGAGUGAGGAAAUUGCAAACACUGGGUCUGGCUCUCUCUACACAACUGACAUUGAAGAACCAAUUUACAAUCUUCCCCCUGACGUUGAGUCAGAUUAUGAUCACGAUGAGUUUGAUGAUCCAGUCACAAGUCAGUCACAAGACAGUUUGAAAAUAUCCAGCUUUAAUCCCAGGAGCGUGGAGAUGUAUCAUUGCAGUACUGACUCGUUCAUGGACAGUGAGGAGGAGCUUGACCUUCGAGCAGAUACUGAUGAAGAGUUCAACACUUGUCGAAUGCCCAUUACCAGCGGGUCCAGGGCCCCAUACUUCCAUGGUUACCUCUACAUGAAAGGAGGCCUGAUGAUCCCGUGGAAACGACGCUGGUGUGUGCUGAAGGAUGAGACCUUCAUGUGGUUUCGUGCCAAGCAGGAGGCCCUUAAGUCAGGCUGGCUGUACAAGAAAGGUGGUGGAAUGUCCACACUGUCCCGCAGGAACUGGAAACGCCGCUGGUUUGUGCUGCGAGAAACCCGACUCAUGUAUUUUGAGAAUGAUAGUGAAGAGAAGCUGAAAGGGACGAUCGAUAUCCGAGGGGCAAGAGAAAUUGUGGACAAUGGAGAGAAGGAAAAUGCUCUAGAUGUGGUGACAGAUGAGAGGAUCUAUCACAUCGUCGCUGAGUCUCCUCAGGAUGCCAGUGAUUGGUUCAAUGUACUGAGUGGCGUUCAUAGUGCAACACAGCAGCAGCUGCGAGAGAUGCGCGAUGAACAGGCAAAUCCAAAGAACGCAGUGGGCACUGUGGAUGUUGGAUUGAUUGAGUCCGUGUGUGCCUCUGACAACCCUGACAGACCAAAUUCUUUUGUCAUUAUCUUGGCGACCCGUGUGAUUCACUGUAACUCUGUCAGUCCGGAAGAAAUGCAUCACUGGAUAUCCCUGCUUCAGAAAUCCAAGGGAGAGGCCAUGAAUCUGGGACAAGAAUUCAUUGUUCGUGGGUGGCUGCAUAAAGAGAUGAGGAGUAGUGGGAAAACCUCGUCAUUGAAACUGAAGAAACGUUGGUUUUUGCUGAACAGUAACUCACUGGAUUAUUACAAAUCUGCUGAACGAAACUCAACCAAGUUGGGCACCUUGGUAUUGAACAGUCUCUGCUCUGUCAUUCAACCUGACGAUAAAACCUUCAGAGAAACAGGUUACUGGCACUUUGUGGUUCACGGAAGGAAACAUUCCUAUCGGCUUUACACCAAGUUACUGACUGAGGCCACGCGCUGGGCGAGUGCCAUUCAGAACGUCAUUGACAGCAAAGUUCCCAUAGAAACCCCAACGCAGCAGCUGAUUCGUGACAUCAAGGAGAACAGUGUAAAUGUGGAAAUUGUGGACCAGAUUUACAGAAGGAACCCAAUCCUACGUUAUACCCAACAUCCUCUGCACUCCCCUCUUUUACCAUUGCUCUAUGGAGACAUCAAUCCCAGCUUGCAAAAAGAGAAAGGAUACACAAAUUUACAGGACGAAGCUGUCAGGAUCUUCCAUUCUCUGCAAGAACUUGAGGCCAUCUCCGAUCCUAUUCCCAUCAUCCAGGGAAUCCUGCAAACCUGCCAGGACCUCAGAUCGCUGCGGGAUGAGGUUUACUGUCAGCUCAUCAAACAAACCAGCCACAUGCCUCACCCAAACAGCACUGGGAACCUUCACCACUGUCGGCUGCUCAGCUGCAUGAGCUGCACCUUCCUGCCCAGCCGCACCAUCCUUCGCUACCUCAAGUUCCACCUGAAGAGGAUUAGGGAGCAGUUCCUGGGAACAGAAAUUGAGAAAUAUGCCCACUUCAUUAACGAAUCUCUAAAGAAAACCAAAGUGCGGGAGUUUGUGCCGUCCCAGGAAGAGAUUCAGGCAUUGAUUGGUCGGCAGGAGAUGGUGACGACUGUUUACUGUCAUGGUGGGGGAGCUUGUAAAAUCACCAUCAACUCACACACAACAGCGGGAGAGGUUGUCGAGAAGUUAAUCCGUGGCCUGGCGAUGGAGAACAGCAGGAAUAUGUUCGCUCUCUUUGAACACAGUGAGGAUGGUGACAAGGCGAUCGAGAGCCGGGUCAUUGUCGCUGAUAUUUUGGCGAAAUUCGAGAGGCUGGAACUCGGUGCUGAGGGCGGCCCCAGGCUCUCUGGUCUCUACUUCAAGCUCUACUGCUUCCUGGAUGUGGAGAAUGUGGCGAAGAAUGGUGUGGAGUUUGCCUUCAUGUUUGAACAGGCUCAUGAGAGUUUACUCAGUGGACAUUUCCCUGCCCCCGAGGAUACUUUGCAGCUUUUAGCAGCUUUGAGACUGCAAUACAUUCAUGGAGAUUUCAACAAGGGCUCCUUGAAUCUCCAAGAAGUUUAUCCUGUCUCCAAGCUGAGAAACAAGAUCUUGCAAUCCACAAAAUUCAACUCUCAGACUCUGAAGCGGAGGACCAGUUUUCUGGAGGGGACUUUGCGCUUUGGCCUUCGCACAGGCUCCGUGAAGAAGCAAAAGAUGGAAGAAGAGCAAAUGUUGGAGAUGUGGUUGAAAGAAGAACUGUCUGCUACUCGCACAAGCAUUGCUGAUAAGUGGAAAAGGCUUCGGGGUAUGACUCAGCAGCAAGCCAUGCUGAGGUACAUGGCCAUUAUGAUGGAGUGGCCGGGCUAUGGUUCCACUCUCUUUGAUGUCGAGUGUAAGGAGGGUGGAUUUCCCAAUGAGCUGUGGUUGGGUGUCAGUGCUGAGAACGUGUCAAUCUACAAACGCGGUGAUGCCCGGCCUCUGGAAACCUUCCAGUACGAACAUAUUGUUUUCUUCGGUGCUCCGCUCCCAAACACCUACAAGAUAACAGUGGACGAGAGGGAAAUGUUUUUCGAGACUCCACAGGUGGGUGAAAUCACAAAGAUAAUGAAGGGCUACAUCAACACGAUUGUGAAGAAACGAUACAGCAUCAAGUCUGUCGUCACUAAUCACAGUGAGGCCAGUGCCUGGACCAGAUGAGCAGGAACACUCCCCUAGUCCGGUCUCAUUCCUCUCUAUUUUCUCCUCACUCUCCUCUCACCAGCCAAGGAAAGACUGACCAAGGGAGAAAUGAUGGGUCAUUGGCAUGGGCACCUCCAGUUGUGAGACCAAUGGUGGGCAAAGAGCAGUUGGAGGUGGGAGGUCAUGUGAUGAGUUUUCCAGGAGUACAUCCAAUCAAAGUCCAAGAGGAGAGGAGAGGAAAAGCCAGGGUAGAACUGGUCGAGUCCAGACCCAGCCAUUCUCAUUGUCUCCGAGGUCAUCACACUGGCUCGGCCUGCAAUACUGCGGGCAGUGUUGCUGAGAAGAAUACAGCAUGGAAUCGAUGGGUCAAAUAGCCUCUCUUGGUGCUCUGCUAUUCUUUAGCACUUCCUGCUGAUCAAAGAGGUUUCUCUGUCUGUCUUUGUCUUGUUCUCUCUGUAUCUUUAUUGUUUCUCUCUCUCUCUCUCCCUCUCUCUCUUCCCCUCCCUGUCUCUGACUCGAGCAAUCUGUUUCUGGCUGUCUCUCACUCUAUCCUGUCUACCUCCCUCAGUCUUUCUCACUUUCUGUCUGUCACUUUCUUUCCCAAUCUAGCUUUUCUUUCCCUAAUGAUUUGUGACUGGCUUUACAAAGCAAUUCCUCGAAUGUACCAAUUUAUUUAAACACUGUAUUGAGAUUGGACAGAUUGAAGGAGAUUCUGCAGCUGCUCAACAUCACAAAAUAACCAAAUAUCCCAAAUUAGAGUUUUGUAAGC
Molecule: messenger RNA, 7177 nt
Organism: Hemiscyllium ocellatum (epaulette shark)
Lineage: Eukaryota; Metazoa; Chordata; Chondrichthyes; Orectolobiformes; Hemiscylliidae
Product: unconventional myosin-X-like
Exons: 41
Coding region: 322-6426 (2034 amino acids)
Biological process (GO): signal transduction
Cellular component (GO): cytoskeleton; myosin complex
Molecular function (GO): ATP binding; cytoskeletal motor activity; protein binding
Source: RefSeq, a predicted model, not a curated record